AUGAACGCUGUAAGUGUUUAUGUAAACGCAGCGAAAUUGGUGCUCCAGACAACGGAACAAUCAACGGCCAAUGCCAGUACCAAUAAUGAAUUGCCACGGCAAUUGUUGAGUCUGCGGCAGCUGCUGUCCUGUGUGGUUUGUUGUCGUUUGGCAACAGAUCCCUUCUCGCCCAGUCAUGGACACUGCAACCACAGCGUGUGUCGCCUUUGUAUACGCGGUCAAAAGAAUUUGAAUCCUUCGUGUUUGCAUUGUCGCGAUAAUCGCGAUUAUAAGACCUAUGAGGAAAACAAGCAGUUGCGCUGUCUGUUGGUGUGCUACAAAAGCCUAUGCGAACAUUUACGUAGCAGUCCUGUGUUUCCUCAAUUAGCAGGACGAAAGCUACUGCAGUACAACGUAAUGUCGCCAAUGUUAAGUAUGCCGCAGAUGUCUUUGCAAGAUUUGAUCGUUGAAGGAGCCAGCUAUGACGACAUUAUGUCGAGCUUCACAAAAGACUUGCCCAAGUCUCAACUUUCCUAUACACCUAACACCCCUCUUCCAAAGCAGCAACCGCAAAUGCCGGCAUUAGUGGUGCCACUCUCAACUACAGCCGCCACACCUUUAGCACCGCUGCAACAAAACAUCAAAUGCUCAGGAAUUACACAGUCAACUGCACCGAAGGCCUCGACGCCACCCAUGUCUGUCAGUGGACCAAUUUCUAAUUUAGCCCAGACACAUGCACCAAAAAUUAAAGUCGAAACAACUUCGCCAACAUUUAAGCCUUUUUCGCAUGCGGCGGCGUCUGCGCCCACAAACCACAAUCAAACGCCCGCUCCACAACAAAGUUCCAAUACAACAUACAACCAGCCACAGUUAAUACAGCUUAACCAACUAAAAAAUGCUGGUAACAUUACAUACAUCGGUCCUAACACCAGGGGUAUUGUAGUGCCCAUAGUUUCUUCUUCCGGUACAACUGCAGUACCACUGUCAAUUGCAUCGGCUAGACUACAGACACUGAAUAGGCAGCUUGCGCAAGCAAGAGCUUUACAGGUAGUUUCUUCGGCAGCUACUCCCACUGCAACUAGCACCCAGCACACAUCAAUGUCGUCUUCUGCGGUAGACGUAAAGCCACAAUUGGCUACGUUUAAGGUAUCCUUGGCGCCAACUCAAUUGGCAAAAACAGUUCCUUCACUGAAUACGUCCCCUAUGCGCACAUCCGUAACAACCGCUACCACUACUUUAACCAAUGCAUUUACAACUGCUACCGUAACAUCGCAAAUACGUAAUCCACCUGCCAUAAAAACUGUAUCUAAUGGCUCUGCCAUGUAUUCCGUAUUAUAUACAGGCAUUGGCAAUAAGAUUACCAUAAAAAGGAAAACAGAUGGUGAUGAGGAUGCCAAUCAAAAGAAAAAUAUAACCACGUCUGCAUCCAACGCCACGAUUGUACGACCCAUAUCGAAGACCAUUAAUAAGAAGAGAGGAUGCCGUUGUGGCAAUACCACAUCCACUCCCGGAAAAUUGACUUGUUGCGGUCAACGUUGUCCUUGUUACGUGGACUCAAAAUCAUGCAUCGGUUGUAAAUGCCGUGGUUGCCGUAAUCCCCACAGACCAGAUGGCAUGAAAGUACGACCUGUGAUACCAGAACUUGCCUGUUAUGAAAUACAAAUGGCCGAUGAUCAUGGCAAUGUGAAUGAAUUACCAAUAGCAACUAGUUCGAAUAGAUUGGCGCCUGUAAAUGGCGAAGGCAAUGAAACAGUUUUAUCCUCACCAGCAGCAGCUACAACGCUCAAUCUGAAGCCAACGUUUGAAGGUGCAGCCACCCUGGUUGCCAGGAAUUUACAUUUAACUCCUCGAAGCAGCCCCCUGCCCAGUCCUUCAGCAAAUACUGUGUCGGUACAACAAACGUCGAAUAUAACGCAGGCGUCCUUGAGCACAUCUUCCACAACGUCGGCAGCACCGACAAUAUCAACUGCACCGGGUAAUAUUGUCCAAUUAGACCAAAUGCAACGGGAAUCUCUUUUAAUACAAAAUGCUGAAGGAAAAUUCCAAGUUGUUAACUUGUUUACUACCGGCUCAGCACAGUCCACAACUCAAGUUCCCGGGCUACAAAUGCUUCAAACACUACCUCAGACUGUGGUUUCAGUUUCAGGAAGCAGCAAUUUUAUUUUGCCCUCAACAAUGAGUACAACUGCCCAACAUUCGAGUUCGCCAGUAGCUACCGCAUCAUUGCCGCUCCUAUUACAUACGCAGCAACAGCAACAAAUAUUACAACAACAACAGCAGCACCAAACGAUGACUUCCCAAAGAAUUUCCACUGGCACGACCAUACCACUGCAGUUGCAACAACAAUUAAAACAAAAUAUUAUAACUGUCCAUACAAUAGGAUCCAAUGCAAAUGCCAAUACAUCCCCCGCCUCAGCAUCAGUACUAACUCCAUCGUCAUCCCCCGCCCCUACCACAGCCACUCUUACCUUAGCUCCAAUGAUGAUCAACAACCCACACACGCAGACCACCAAUAGCACAACAACAACUGACAUUCUGGAGAACUGUGCUGAUAUUAGUCAGCGUUAUACCAAUCUCGUUGUAACCUCUUCACCCUCGCUUACUUCUAGUGCAGCAUCGGUAGCACGAGAUGUCGCAACCACAUUGCCUGUUGUCUCAUUGAGUGGAGGUGGAACAAUAACCCAUCGCAAUGCAACAAUAAAUCUAAAAUCACUAGGUAGUCCCAAUACUUGA
Molecule: messenger RNA, 2712 nt
Organism: Musca vetustissima
Lineage: Eukaryota; Metazoa; Arthropoda; Insecta; Diptera; Muscidae
Gene: msl-2
Product: E3 ubiquitin-protein ligase msl-2
Exons: 3
Coding region: 1-2712 (903 amino acids)
Cellular component (GO): MSL complex
Molecular function (GO): ubiquitin protein ligase activity
Source: RefSeq, a predicted model, not a curated record